UUCGUUUUGCAUUUUUGUUUAUUUUUAUUAUGUUAAGUACCGGCGUCGUUGCGGAUAAUCCGUGAAUUUUCAAUACGGAAAAAUCAAUCGAAAAGGUAUGAAUGACAGGCUGAGAUUCGUUGAAAAAAAAAACUCAUAACUAUUUACAAUAAGUAAGAACUCUAUUUGGAGUUUGAAUCGGACUGCUAUGGAAUGAAAUAACUGAUGAAAUAGCGGAUAUUUAUACAAUUUAAAUUUUCGUAUUCCAAAAUGGUGAAAUACUGUUGUGCUCCUGGAUGUCUGAAUUAUUGGGGACAGAAUAAAAACAUCACAUUUCACAGGUUUCCUCAUAAGCGGCCAGAUAUAUUGGAGAAAUGGAUACAAGCAACUAAAAUGAAAAAUUUCGAGGCGAAUCUCUUCGCUAUGAUUUGUAGUGAUCAUUUCACAGUUGAUUGUUACACAGAAAAUAAUCUGCAUAGGAGAAUUUUGAAGAAGGAAGCUAUUCCAACUAUAUUCAAGCAUUUCAGUGACAACGUUAAGACUGCAGAAGAAGCAAAACCGAAUGAGGCUGAGCCUAGUUCAUCUGAUACAAAUGAAAAAUCGGUAUCAGAACAAAUGGAAAAUCAUGCUAAUGAUCCAGUGGUUCAAUCCAACCAUAUAACCGAGAGUGCCGAGAAAAUGGAUUGCCUUGAAUCUGCCAGCGGUCAAAUUCAGGAUGGCUGGUUCAGAGAAAUCAACGAUAUGUGGCCAGGUCAGCAUCUUGCUCUCAAGGUUGAUAAAGUUUUGAGUUGCGAGAAAUCGGAAUAUCAAGAGAUUAUGGUUUUGCAAACGUCCAAUCACGGCAAAGCCUUGAUACUAGAUGGCAUCAUUCAAUGUACCGAAAAUGACGAAUUCGCAUAUCAGGAAAUGAUUUCCUUUCUACCCCUUUGUGCCCACCCUAACCCUGAAAGGGUGCUCAUUGUGGGCGGGGGUGAUGGGGGCGUGGCCAGAGAGGUUACCAAGCACCCAUUGGUCAAAGAGAUUGUUCAGGUAGAGAUCGAUCAGAAGGUGAUUGAUGUAUGUAAGAAGCACCUACCGUCUAUGUCCAAGGGAUUUGAUUCUGAAAAAUUAAAUCUCCAGGUUUGUGACGGCUUUGAGUAUAUGAGGACACAUAAAAAUGAAUUUGAUGUAAUCAUCACAGACUCCAGCGAUCCAAUAGGGCCAGCCACAGCCCUGUUUUCAGAGUCUUACUUUUUGCUUCUCAAAGAGGCUCUCAGACCAGGUGGGAUCAUUUGUUCGCAAGGUGGAACCAUUUGGGCCGGUAUUGAAAUGGUCAAAAGUACCUUUGAACAUUGUCGCAAGCAUUUCAAGGUCGUGAGAUAUCCGAUUGCAAGUGUUCCAACCUACCCCACAGGACAGAUCGGGUUUUUCUUGGCAGCUCUUGACGAAACGAAUGAUUUGAGCGUGCCGAAGCUCAAUUUCACACAGGAUGAAUUGGAUAAAUACGAAUUGAAGUAUUAUAAUUCUGAAAUUCACAGGUCCUGCUUCGUGCUGCCAAAUUUUGCCAAGAAAGUUUUAUACGGUUGACUUUCGAUAAAUUGUAUUCCUUCGUCUUCCCCUAUUUUUUAUAACUUUUAUAUAUAUAAUUACUUUAUAUUUUUUAUUUCUUGAUAUAUUUUUACUCGUAUAGUGAAUCAUAUUAUCGAGGGUAUCAGCGUACUUUAAAUGGUUAUUUUGAACCUUUUUGCUAAGUUUUAUUUGCAGCAGUAUUAAGAAUGUAGUGUUAGGUAUAUGAAACUCAAGUUGAUUCAAUUUAUGUAUUCUUAGUGGGGACCUUAUUCCAUUCUACGUGUUUAUUAGGCAUUUUAGGAAUGAUGAGUACAUGGGGGAUCUUCAAUCCCAAUGUAAAGUCCUCAUUUAGAUGUAUUUUGUUGAAUCUGUUGAUAGGCUUUUUUGUUACAAGAAAUAUAUGUCUUUAUUAUUA
Coccinella septempunctata (seven-spotted ladybird) is the source of this 1942-nucleotide messenger RNA. RefSeq names its product spermidine synthase. The record is from RefSeq and is a predicted model, not a curated record. The coding region runs from base 250 to 1545 and encodes 431 amino acids. Gene Ontology annotation, cellular component: cytosol. The transcript has 7 exons. NCBI's taxonomy places the organism in Eukaryota, Metazoa, Arthropoda, Insecta, Coleoptera, Coccinellidae. Gene Ontology annotation, biological process: spermidine biosynthetic process. Gene Ontology annotation, molecular function: spermidine synthase activity.